UGCCCCGAUGCAGCCGUCGCUAGCUAAACAAACAUGGCUCUGCAGCAUUAUCAGACAGCAGAUCUUAAUGAUACGUAGGCAGCUGGAAAGGGGAAUAUGCCAGGAACAAUAAGAAACGUGCCAAACGUGAAGCUCUAGAUGGGGAGUUGAUAAAAUUGUGAAGCUGGUUAGCUUAGCGUUGCCUUUUGCGACCGUGUUUACACACGGCUAGGUUAGCUCUCCAGUUGGCUAACGUAAGCUAGCAAAAUGGACCUCGGAACAAUGCUGUACAACAAUUUAAAAGAUGUUACAUGGAGCACGGCGUCCUUGCCAUUAGAUCAACUCGUCAGUGCUUAUAGGCUGCCACAAAUUGUCAAGCUGGAUAACGGUCAGUUGGUUGAAGGGCUCCGAGACAAUGACUACCUCUUGAUUCAUUCCUGCCGUCAGUGGACGACUAUUACUGCUCACAGUCUGGAGGAGGGACACUAUGUUAUUGGGCCCAAAAUAGAGAUCCCAGUUCACUAUGAAGGUCAGUUUAAGCUUCUGGAGCAGGACAGAGAUGUUAAGGAGCCUGUGCAGUACUUCAACAGUGUGGAGGAGGUGGCCAAAGCAUUCCCCGAAAGAGUAUACGUCAUGGAGGAAAUCACUUUCAAUGUUAAGAUGGCUUCAGGGGAAUGCAAUGAAGACACAGAAGUUUACACCGUUACACUAAGCACCGGUGAUGAACUGACAUUAAUGGGCCAGGCUGAGAUCCUUUAUGCCAAGACCUCCAAAGAAAAAUCAAGAUUCAAUACAAUUUUCAAGAAGAUCGGGAAGCUGAACUCCAUCAGUAAGAUCGGUCGAGGCAAGAUGCCUUGCUUGAUCUGCAUGAACCAUCGCACCAACGAGAGCAUCAGCCUGCCUUUCCAGUGUAAAGGCAGGUUCAGCACUUGUAGUCCUCUGGAGCUACAGAUGCAGGAUGGGGAGCAUACCAUCAGGAACAUUGUGGAGAAAACCCGUCUCCCAGUCAAUGUCACAGUACCCAGCAGUCCACCCCGCAACCAGCAUGACCUCCACCUCAUCCGGGAGGGUCAUCGCUACAAAUUGGUCAACAUUCAGACGAAGACGGUGGUUGUGUGCUGCAUUCUGCGAAGCAACAAAAUUAUCCCCGUCCAUUUUCCCUUUCACAUGGCCAUGCCUAGAUUUAUUAUUCCAGAGGAACUGCUGCAGGGAGAGUUGUGGCUGGACACUAUGGUACAUCGCUGGUUCUCCUUCUGCCAGGAGCAGUUUGACAUAGACGACUAUUCUCGCGCCGUCCGGGAUGUGAGGACGGAGUGGAACGACGACGGUAAGAGCCCCAAGAAAGGCAGCGGGAGUGGGAGUUGCAGUGGAAGCAGUGGAGGCAGCAGCAGCUCCAACGGGUGUUCCAGCCACGUGCAGAUUCCCAGCUCUUUAACUUACGCCCGGGAUGAACUCACCCAGUCCUUCCACCGACUCUCCGUCUGUGUGUACGGCAGCAACCUGCAUGGUAACAGUGAGGUCAACUUGCAGGGCUGUAUGACACUGUGCGGAGAAUGGGCUCUUCUGCCCUCUGACAGCAUUCCUUCAGACUCCGGGGAAAAUGAGCACUUUUUCCCCGAGCUGCUGGACAGCACGAGCCAACAACCGUCCCUCAGUAAGUCCGACGUUCCGUAUGAGGAGCUAUGGUUGGAUCACUUGAGAGGUCAGAUGCCAAAACCCUCUCCAAGCGAGGGAAUCCGGGGCAUCAACAAUGGCUGUGGUGCACCAGCAGCCGUGUCAUACCCAGUCACCUGUCCUCUCGGGGCAAUAACCGGUUCAGACGUGUCCCUUACCCCACCACCGGUCCCUCCCAAGUCUGAAGCUGUGAAGGAAGAAUGUCGUCUUUUGAAUGCCCCUCCCAUACCUCCACGAAGUUUGAAACAGAUGCCAUCGGUGCCCAUCCUGUCAAAGCCACGACAGCAAGAGACUCGGUCUCCGAGUCCAACCCUCUCCUAUUAUUCUUCUGGUCUCCACAACAUCAGCGGAGCAUGUGAACAAGAAGCGGCCGACCCACAAGAGCAAAACCAUGCGUGCUACCCCUGUAGCUGGGGUAAAUCCAACAGCGCUGAGCCAAGUGCUACUUUGCCCAGUGGCAGCCUUCCCUCAGAUGGGAUGUCCUCCAGGCUGUCUUGGCCAAAUGACUUCAGUGGUGGAGAAUCACGCUGCAUGGAGGAAUUCCUACCGGCCAGCUGUCGGAGUUACUACAGUUACCCCAGGAAGAGAUCCCCGAGCACCCCAAAAACCUGUACGUCAAGCCUCGUCGACUUUGAUGGCCGCGAGCUUGCGCACAGCAGUAAGGACUUCAGGUCGCAGAACGCCUCUCUGAAUCAGUUCGGCACAAAAUCUUCAAGUUACAAUUCAGAAAUGUACAGAGACAAGCCAAUAGAAGAAUCUAACGCUAAGCAGAGCCUCUCUUGCCCCAUCUUACCCCCGAGAACGCCAAAAUCCAAUGCCAUUACGAGGUGCACAGACUUACUGUCAGGGUCAGUCUUUGAUAGUAAGCAGGAAACUUCCCAUUGUUCCCUUACUCAACAUGAGCAGAGCACCAAAGAGAUUUAUUCCAUCUCUAACUCAUUAACUCUUCACUGUCCCUCCGUUCCUCCCGCGGCGCAGUGGCAGCCACCCUCCAGUCUGGCUGGCCUUUCUAUCGAAGAGGUGUCCAAAUCUCUACGAUUUAUCGGCCUGCCAGAUGACAUUGUUUCUCUCUUCGUGUCUGAGAAGAUCGAUGGGAAUUUACUGCUGCAGCUCACGGAGGAGAUUUUGUCUGAGGACUUCAAGCUAAGCAAGCUGCAGGUGAAGAAACUCAUGCAGUUCAUAAAUGGGUGGCGGCCCAAGAUAUAACUAACAGUAUAUGUGACACUAAAGCCUGCUGUGUAGCAGAGAAAGUCAUGCCUUCAGUAUAUAUGCUAUGCACACCAAGCCACAAAGAGUUUCUUUUGUAUAACAUGAAUUUAUUUCCUUGUUACUAUAUUGAGGGGAAGAAAGUUGGGUAAAACUUCCCAACCCACUCAAGGUCGCAACUGAAAGGAUCCAUUUGGCACUUUCAUGAAGACGUUUUCAUGUCGACUGCUUUUUCACCCACAGCCUACUGGUGCUCAUGUCAUUACACAAAUUCUAACUCAAACCAACAAAUUUAAAAAGGAAAACACAGAUGGGACAAGGACGGGAAAACAUCAUAAUUACAAGAUCUGCUCGAUGACGUUAUUAAAGGGGAAUGUCACAGACGUUCUGCUGUUUUAAAGGAUUUUUAAAAGAGCACAAACCAGACAAUGGGCUAUAGUUGUUUAACACAUGGAAUAACAAUGUAAAAAACAGUCUGAUUUUAGAAGUGGAUACACAGAUGGAAUUUUGGCCUGAUUAGGUAACAUCCUCCCCAAAAAUCAUGGUAUUUCCAUUUAAAAAAAAAAAUUGUAAUAAUACCAAGUUAAGGCACUGCUUUCAGUUUUAUCGGCUGGGAUUCGUUCCUGCGUGGUUUUCACGCAGGUGCACUUCUAAACCUCAACCGUCAUACGAAGUCAAGUCUACCACCUGCUACGGUGUUAAGAUAACGUUGUGUUCUUUUAAAAAUCUACCCCUUGAAGCUCUUCCUAGGCAGAAGGCUCCGUCUGCAUCGGUAAACCUUUGUUUUACUUUUUCUGAAGGGCAAGAAACGGCCGGCGAUGUAAACCUUGCCCUCGAGCCCGUGGUGUCAUACUGAUGCACAGUUCCUUAGAAAAUCUACUGGGAAAAUGAGACGCAGGGAAGGGUUCAUUUUCCUGCUCCAAAGAGAUUGUGUCAGAUUCAAAAAGAUAAAAAAACAACAACAUUCAAUUCAAUUUUUGAUGACAGGCACAUGGGAUACAAACAGCAAGAUCAGCUUUUAAUGUAAAUGGAGAGGUAGCUGUCUGUACAUCAAUCUGAUACCACUUUAAAGAGUGUUGGUGUACUGUCUGGUUCUAGAAGAUAAACGGUUGCAUGCAUUUAAACCAACCGGGCUUCAUCUGCAUUCUUGGUGCGAUUGUCUACACUACAGAACUAUGCUAGUUAAGGGUGAGC
Molecule: messenger RNA, 4053 nt
Organism: Xiphias gladius (swordfish)
Lineage: Eukaryota; Metazoa; Chordata; Actinopteri; Istiophoriformes; Xiphiidae
Gene: garem1
Product: GRB2 associated, regulator of MAPK1
Exons: 6
Coding region: 247-2859 (870 amino acids)
Biological process (GO): epidermal growth factor receptor signaling pathway; cellular response to epidermal growth factor stimulus
Molecular function (GO): proline-rich region binding
Source: RefSeq, a predicted model, not a curated record